This is a messenger RNA of Ambispora gerdemannii, 1818 nucleotides long. NCBI's taxonomy places the organism in Eukaryota, Fungi, Glomeromycota, Glomeromycetes, Archaeosporales, Ambisporaceae. The record is from the annotation of a GenBank genome assembly.
AUGCCAAAAGAGACGAAAGAGAAGAAAGAGAAACACAAGCGUCGUGCAGAACUUGGAACAUUAAGCGAAAGGUCAGGAGGAGGAAUGACUGCAGAAAGCGGUCAAACUAGACUCGGCACGUUAAAUGAACGGCUGGGAAUAACGGCAGACCCGCCGCCACCAAUGAUUACAAUUGACAUUCCGUUAGAGUAUCCAGAAAACAACAUUGUAUACUUUCCAGACCUGCUAAAAGAGGCUGGUGUGUGGCCUCCCACUCCACCACGACACGCUGGAACUGACUCAGAUUCCGACUCGUCAGAAGGCGUAUCCGACGGCUAUCAAACACCCGACAGAAAUUCUCCGUCACCGAGUUCAACCCCGCCGCUUCCACCUCCAGAUUCCUCCCUUGAAAGCGAACAGUUUUUUCAACAAAUUCUGCAGAAUGCUGAAGCAAAUGCUAGAGCGGAUAAGGAGGCCAAAUCAACUCGUAGUAGAAAAAAAACUUCACGAGAGGAAAAUUAUGAUACUUCUGAUCCAUUCAUUGAUGACAGUGAACUGGCUCCGGCGCAGCUCUUUACUGGGGAAGUUCGUCCUUCCGUGGAGGGAUUUUUUGUUUGGAAAGGGCCGUUGGUUACCGAUGCUUCAGAUGGUGAAGACUCUCAUGACAAUAAAAAAUCAACCUUAAAGAAAAGAUCAGCUGCGGUUGAUAAGAAACCUCGGAAAAGGAAGGUUAAUAACAACACAAGUGCAGAAGACGAAAAUGUCACUACGAAUACCACUGCUACAUUAAAACCAGCCUUAAAACCAGGACCAAAACUAAAAAAGAGGGCUGAAAUCUCAGAUGUCAAUAACAAUAAUAAUGAAACUCCAGCUGCUAAAAAGCGGGCAACGAUUGACGAUAACGAUCAAACAUCGACUUCAAAAAGUAUGAAAAGUGCACCAGAAUCAUCUGUUUCUACAAAUCCUUUCCGCACUCCACCCCCUCCUCCAAAUAGAAAUGGUACUAUUGCCUUUAUUGUCAAUCCUGUUCCUCCUAUGAAAGAAGAACCUGUUAUUACAAUAACUGAUAAGGCUGCAAUAACACCACCUACAGUUAUGAGAUAUGUUCCAGAAGCUAACAAAACACCUGGUAAAUCGCAAAAAACCUAUCACGUAGAUCCGAUCAAUCAUGAAGUACAAUUGGCAGUUGAUUUGUUUAAAGUCGAAAUCGCAAAAGAGUCUUUUGCCGUCAAGAACAGAUUUCCUCCUAAUCUCAAGCCGCAUCUAUUGACUACAAUUACAAGGGCAUAUGAACUGAAUGAAUUCAACGAGAAUUUCUUUAAAAUACUUACUAAUGCGUUACCUUAUAACAAAUUUACAGUGACUCGACUGUGCAAAAGAACACUUUAUCCUAACAAGAUCACUGAACUUGAGCAACAAAGAGAAAGGUUAUUUAAUGAUCUUAGGGUCGAAUUAAAUAAGAUCAUGCCAGGAAUAUUAGCUCAAUAUGAAUUGAUGAUAAAAGCUGCCGACGAACACGCCGCAGCAUCGUCAGGCGCACAUACAGACGGAGAUAUUGAAAUAUCGUCGUGGACGCCGGCGACUAAAAAUCUGGUAUGGAAAAUUAUACAAUUGGAAAUGGACAUUACUUUAAUGAGGAACGACUUGAUGGAGGCAGAAGAUAAAACAGACCGCUUGUCUGAACACACAACACGCAAAUUAUUAUAUCAAAAACUUGUGGCUUGUUGGCCACCAGAUUGGAUGUCUACUCAAGAAAUUUCACGUAUGUAUAGUGCAUUAAAACUUGCUUCGAAACGUACAACAACAAAGAAGACUAGUAAUAAUAGCGGAAAUGAUUAA